AUGGUUGUCACUUGUCCGUUACAGUUCUAUGACAAGUUUAAUAUCCGCCACAAUAUUGCGGAACUCCUCGAAUACCUGUGGCAAGUCCCUAGUCAUCGAAAUGCUUGGAGACAGAUUGCUAAGGAGGAGGAAAAGGGUGUCUAUCUGAAUUUCUUGAACUUUCUGAUCAAUGAUAGUAUUUAUCUUCUGGAUGAAAGUUUGAAAAAAAUUCUUGAGCUAAAAGAAUUGGAGGCUGAGAUGUCUGAUACGGUUGAGUGGGAGCAACGACCAGUUCAAGAGAGGCAGGAGAGGACCCGGUUAUUCCAUUCUCAAGAAAAUAUUAUUCGAAUAGAUAUGAAGUUGGCAAACGAAGAUGUGAGCAUGCUUGCAUUUACUUCAGAACAGAUUACUGCUCCGUUCCUACUUCCUGAGAUGGUUGAGAGAGUGGCUAGCAUGCUCAAUUACUUCCUGCUGCAAUUGGUUGGUCCGCAAAGAAAAUCACUUAGUCUGAAGGAUCCUGAGAAAUAUGAAUUUCGUCCAAAGCAUUUACUAAAACAGGUUGGCAUCAAUUAUAUUUCAAAAACAUUUGAAUGAGUUUUUUAGUGGUGA
Vigna angularis (adzuki bean) is the source of this 588-nucleotide messenger RNA. Its product is annotated as probable ubiquitin conjugation factor E4. The coding region runs from base 1 to 573 and encodes 190 amino acids. Lineage: Eukaryota; Viridiplantae; Streptophyta; Magnoliopsida; Fabales; Fabaceae. The transcript is spliced from 4 exons. Gene Ontology annotation, molecular function: ubiquitin-ubiquitin ligase activity. The record is from RefSeq and is a predicted model, not a curated record. Gene Ontology annotation, cellular component: nucleus; cytoplasm; ubiquitin ligase complex. Gene Ontology annotation, biological process: protein polyubiquitination.